Seminavis robusta is the source of this 519-nucleotide messenger RNA. The record is from the annotation of a GenBank genome assembly. Lineage: Eukaryota; Bacillariophyta; Bacillariophyceae; Naviculales; Naviculaceae.
AUGAAAGCUUCAGCAACAAUCCUUGGAUGUCUUCUUAUUGGCGUCUCUGAGUCCUUUGUGCUUCGUCCAUUGGUUCCUCCAAGAACUGCAUCUUGUCAUGUCCUGAGUGCGACCAACCAACAUCAUGAAUUCAAGCCAGAUUCGUACCACAAAGGAGGGAACUCUCGUUACACGGCCCCAGUGGUAGAGCCUGCUCGAUUGAAUAUGGAUGGUGGCGAAGAAGAAGAGUGUUUGGAGCCAUUUAUUGAUCAUGCCACCGGAGAUGAACUUUGCUGGAAUGAAGAACCCACUCAUCCACGCAAUGUGAUUGCCAACAAGGAAACAUUGGUGGAUAGUAGUAGUAGUAUUCCUACGCGCUUUGUCAGUCCAGAUGUGGCAGAUGAUUAUCACAAGGGAGGAAAUGCUCUCUACCAAGCAACCGAUGCUCCUACCAAACUAGACGAAGAAUGCGAAACUCCGUUCAUGGACUUUGUGUCGGGAGAUGAACUCUGCUGGAAUGACUAUGACAUGACUGCCUAG